Paramuricea clavata is the source of this 623-nucleotide messenger RNA. NCBI's taxonomy places the organism in Eukaryota, Metazoa, Cnidaria, Anthozoa, Malacalcyonacea, Plexauridae. The record is from the annotation of a GenBank genome assembly.
UUAAGAAGAUCUCCAUUGACCGGGUAGAGUUGUGUGCAGCUGUUCUGAAUAAACGGUUGAUAGCGUUCAUCGAGGGGAUUUCAAGAUAUCAGUUCAGCGGCGGGUAUUACCAUAUUGUCGACUCCCAAAUUGUACGUGCAAUGAUCCAGAAGGAAACUUACGGUUUCAACACUUUCGCAGCUACACGCAUUGGUGAAAUCCAGGAAGGAACUAUUCCUGCUGACUGGUAUUGGAUAAAAGGAGAUUUCAACAUCGCAGACUGGAUCACUCGGGGGAAGAAACCAAGCGAGAUCGGUCCAGACAGUGCAUGGCAGAACGGCCCAGAAUUUCUUACGAAACCCGUCUCGGAGUGGCCAGUAGAGCAAACCUUUAACGGAGAGGAACUUCCCGAGAGAAUCAGAGUAGCAAAGGCAACGAACACGACAGUGACCAACAUCCCAGCAGCUGCAAUCGACAUCACACGAUAUUCUUCGUAUAACAAGUUGAUGAGAGUUACAGCGAGAGUCAUUGCCACGGCUUCCAAGAAUCCAAAGCCAAGCUUGAAGAACACCGGCAAAACAUUGACACCUACGGACAUCCAAAAGGCUGAAACUUUCUGGAUCAAGAAGCACAAGAGUCUAUGA